Hansenula anomala is the source of this 664-nucleotide messenger RNA. RefSeq lists its product as uncharacterized. The annotation marks the transcript as partial. The transcript has a single exon. NCBI's taxonomy places the organism in Eukaryota, Fungi, Ascomycota, Saccharomycetes, Phaffomycetales, Wickerhamomycetaceae. The record is from RefSeq and is a predicted model, not a curated record.
CAAAACAGCAAAAACUUGUAGAAAAAAAUUCGUGAUGAAAUUUUUAAACGUAAACAAACGCGCGCGCCAAAAAAAAAUAAACACGAUCGAGACACGAAAAAAAGAAUGUCACGUGAGCAAAGGCACAAGCGUUAAAUCUUUAUUUAAAACUCACAUUUGCUCCUUUCCAAUCCCAUUUGAACCCAUUAGAGACAACUGGUAGCACUGCUCAUUGACAACAACCCCAUAAGAAUGAUUUCUAGAACACCUUCUCCUACAAAGUCACCAAGAAGACUGGCAUUAUCUUCAAAAGAUGGUAAUGUUAAACUAUCUCCAAAGAAAUCCUUAAAAUCAACAACAACUCCUAAUUUAUCACCAUCAAGACCAAGAAGUUCAUUAUCAAGAUCUCCUUCAACUUCUAAACAGCUUUUAGCGAAAGCCAAACCUUCAUUAGGAUUCACCAUCUAUCAAGAUCCAAAAGAUUAUAGCACAGAAAUGUAUUUAUCAAGUGUAAAAUUACAAAGUGAUGAAAAUGAUUAUACGGGAAAUAAAGAAAACAUUGAACCAAAAUAUUCAAAUAGUAGGUGUUCAUCACCAUCAAAGAAAAGAGCUAGAUCACCAUUAUCAGAUCGGAACAUUCUAGAGAAUCCAGGUUAUAUUCAAUAUACUUCAUUACCAAGAGUUU